GGUGACAACGUGCGCCAGGAGCUGCUGGCCUUGGUGAAGGACCUUCCCUCCCAGCUGGCUGGGGUUGGGGAAGGAGACAGUGGCCUUUCUGAGGCCAUCGAGCUCUAUCAGGCCUGCGUGGAGUUUGUGUGUGAGAGCCCGGCAGAGCCCGUGGUGCCCCUGCUGAGGCACGUGGGCAGGAGGGGCAACAGCACCGUGUACGAGUGGAGGAGGGGGCUGCAGCCCCUGCGGGUGGAGAGACCCCCCCUGGAGGAGCCUCCGGAGCCCCCCGGGGAGGACACGUUCCUGUCCCAGAGGCUGGUGGAGAUGGAGGAGGAGGCUGAUGUGGUGGCUGUGAGCCAGUUCCAGUUGGCCCCCCCAGUGCUGCAGGGCCAGACCAGUGCCCGUGUGGGUUCCCUGCUGGGCAGCACCCGGGCCCUGCUGGGCCAGCUCUGCACCCCCAGCCUGCAGCACCUCUUCAUCAUCCUUGCCUCCCCCAGGUAUGUGGAGCGGGUGACUGAGCUGCUGGGGCAGAAGCUGAAACAGGCAGAGCUGCUG
Chaetura pelagica (chimney swift) is the source of this 537-nucleotide messenger RNA. RefSeq names its product CDK5 regulatory subunit associated protein 3 (gene CDK5RAP3). The record is from RefSeq and is a predicted model, not a curated record. Gene Ontology annotation, cellular component: endomembrane system. The transcript is spliced from 4 exons. NCBI's taxonomy places the organism in Eukaryota, Metazoa, Chordata, Aves, Apodiformes, Apodidae. The annotation marks the transcript as partial. Gene Ontology annotation, biological process: regulation of cyclin-dependent protein serine/threonine kinase activity; regulation of mitotic cell cycle.